UAACCGGUACUACCUACCGCCUACCAGUACUGAAAAAGUGAAUCCUGGAAUAAUGAAAAUGGAAAACUUAAAGUUCUGCGGUGAAGGAAAUAAUUCUUGAUAGGAGUGGAAACUGGAAAUAUAAUUAAAAAUGGUUAGACACUAGCUAAGUCACUAGACUAGAAGAAUUAUAUUCCUUGGAUCCUUGGCCAGAAAAGUAAAAUAGAGUACUUUUAGUUGUAACUACGCGUAAUUAAGUAAUAAGUCAAUACAUCAAUAAUUUAUAAUUAAUUAUGGACGACCGUGCUGAAAGAGGUGUUUUUCGAGUUCUCGACAAGUUGGAAAUAUCCAUUAAAGAAGGUCGAUACUAUGAAGCUCAUCAAAUGUACAGAUCUAUUUAUUAUAGAUAUUUAACUAAAAAAAAAUACGGUGAUCUACUUGAUUUGCUAUUUCGGGGAGCUACCAUCCUACUAGAACACAAUGAACAUGGUAGUGGUAUAGAUUUGGCUAUACUUCUGAUAGAUGUUUUAGCUAAAUCUGAGAUCAAACCAAAUGAAGAGUGGAUAGACAAAAUAAUAACAUUAUUCAAAUCAAUGCAUUCUAGUGUGCCUGAAAGAGAAAUAUUUAUUACUAAUGUGGUAAAUUGGUCAAUGGAUGAAAACAUGAAGGGCCAUCCAUUACUGCACAAGAAAUUUGGAGAAGUGUUCUGGGAAAAAAAGGAACUUGUAUUAGCUCUUAAACAUGGCUUACACUCAAAUGAUGGUGUCACAUAUGCAAAAAUGUUAAUCGAUUUGCAAACUACAAGAGGACGUAAAUCAGAAGUGGAUUUAUUUAUAACCCAAGCUGUCCUUCGAAUCCUUGGCCUAAGAAAUAAACAAAUGGCUAAUGAAGUUUUGAACGAAUAUGCAAGAUCUCAUCCGAUGAUAUUAAAUGAAAAAGGACCUCCAUAUUCAUAUCCAUUACUAAAUUUCCUAUGGAUUCUAUUAAAAGCUAUUGAAAAAAAUGAUGCCCUAUUGUUUAUAAAAGCGAGAAGGCGCUAUGCUAAAAGUUUACGGCGCGACCCAUUAUAUUCUGCAUAUUUGAAUAAAAUUGCAAAAGUAUGGUUCAGAAUUAAAAAGCGUAAAUACAGAAUAUUAAAAUCAAAGUUAGAUUGCAUUUUGAAUUCAAUUAUCAGUGUUGAAGGCAAUUCAGAAAUUAUAAGAGAGAAGAUCCAAAAUUCUAAUAUUCCAGAAUUGGAUUAAGCUAUUCAAGUAAAACUUGUUGACAUUUUAACAGAUUUAUCUAAUCUGUUAAAACGCACAAUUUGCUCUACUCUCAGUCAGUUUGAGGCACAAUUUUCAUUAUUGGUUAAUACUCGACCAAAUAGACCACAUCCAUACUGGAUGUGGUCUAUUUGGUCGAGUAUGAAGUAGUAUGAGUAUUGAAGAAAAUAUAGGGGCGGCAGCGGCGAGUGUACGAGAAGACCGUAAACUGUCGAUUUGUUGCCGUUCUCGACAUCUUGGCCUGUCGUAUUCAACUUGGCGUAUUUUACGUAAGGAUCUUUCUUUAAAAGGAUAUAAAAAUCAACUAUUGCAAGAAAUGUUGCAUAGUGACCUUCCAAAUCAGAUCAGAAACGGAGGCCGGUGGGAAUGUAAUGUGAAUGGUGACUGUUAUCACAGGAUGAUAACAGACUAUCCAACAAGAUGGCGCCACGUGCCAUAUAGGCCGUGAAACCAUGGUCUUACUGUGAGAACAAUUCGGCGAACAGAUAAUUUCACGCUUUGGACGGUGAAUUGGCCGGCUAUAUUGACGACCUGUGUAGCCAAGUGGUUAGCGAUCCUACCUACUAAGCUAGAUGUCCCAGGUUCGAAUCCCGGUAGGUGCAAGCAUUUAUAUGAUGAAUAUGGAUGUUUGUUUCCGAGUCAUGGAUGUUUAAAUGUAUUUAUGUAUGUCUAUAUGUAUAUAUGUAUGGUUAAGUAAGUAUAUUUUAUUAAAUAUAUUGUUGUCUUGUAAACCAUAACACAGGCUAUAUAUGCUUAAUUUGGGGCAAGAUAAUUUGUGUAAAAAGUCUGUCAAUAUCAUGUGACAUCACACCUCCUUUGGGGCUAAGUAUGUAAAGUCCAAAGUCUACUUUCUACUUUAAAAAUAUCCACACGCGUCAUUGAAAAAUGGAACAUCAAAAUGGACCAUUUUAACCGCAGUCACGAUAGAAGACACAAUAUUUAAAAGAAAUUAUCUUUAAGAAUAAAUUGUAAAAAUCGUUCUUUUGUGUCACAAUAAAGAUAAUAAAAUAAAAUUGAAAAUA
Leptidea sinapis is the source of this 2263-nucleotide messenger RNA. RefSeq names its product Golgi to ER traffic protein 4 homolog. Lineage: Eukaryota; Metazoa; Arthropoda; Insecta; Lepidoptera; Pieridae. Bases 273 to 1220 code for a protein of 315 amino acids. Gene Ontology annotation, cellular component: BAT3 complex; cytosol. Gene Ontology annotation, molecular function: protein binding. The transcript has 5 exons. Gene Ontology annotation, biological process: protein insertion into ER membrane. The record is from RefSeq and is a predicted model, not a curated record.